This is a messenger RNA of Eupeodes corollae, 1495 nucleotides long. RefSeq names its product vacuolar protein-sorting-associated protein 36 (gene Vps36). Gene Ontology annotation, biological process: protein transport to vacuole involved in ubiquitin-dependent protein catabolic process via the multivesicular body sorting pathway. Gene Ontology annotation, molecular function: ubiquitin binding; phosphatidylinositol-3-phosphate binding. The record is from RefSeq and is a predicted model, not a curated record. The transcript has 3 exons. NCBI's taxonomy places the organism in Eukaryota, Metazoa, Arthropoda, Insecta, Diptera, Syrphidae. Gene Ontology annotation, cellular component: late endosome membrane; ESCRT II complex. The coding region runs from base 126 to 1337 and encodes 403 amino acids.
UUACGAUUUUCUAUUUUCUGCAAUUCCAUUGAAGAAAAUUAAAUUCUUUCAACAAUUUACGCAUUAUUAUUUAAUUGCAGGACACCAAAAUAAACUAGUUUUAGUUAUUGAGUCCUUAUUAUGAAAUGAAUCGCUUCGAAUACACCCCAGCCCGUCUAUUUGAAGGUGAAUCACUUGUAAGUCAAGAUCGCAAUGUCAAGCUCUACGAUGGCGAUGAUAAGACUCAAUUCGAAGAAGGAGAAGUUGUCCUUACGACACAUCGACUUUUCUGGGGGCGUCCAGGUGAGAUCGCCAAAGCAGCCACGGUUCUCUGUCUCCAGCUGAAGUAUGUGCUGUCGUUGGGCGAGGAAACGGCCAGUUCGUUCAUUUUCGGGCGCAAAAUCCGUAUAAUAGUGCACUUGAAGCCGCUAGCUAGUAAUAAGGCUCCCGGACCAAUGGACUUCAGCACAGCUGGGUUCAUCAAACUCUCAGGUAAAAAUGGUCUGAAUAGAGAAUUCUCGAUGGCGCUGUGGGAAACGACGGAGGCACGAGUGUGGGAAGUUCGCUGCAACCUUCCGCCGCCUGGCCCCGGCUCUGAUACACCUUCACCGCGUAACGAAAGCAUUCCGAAGAUCAAGCUUCGCACCGGAAUCGGUGGAAUCGAGAAAUCCAUCGAGCAGAAGCACAAACAAACCAACGAGAAUAUUGCGCUGGCUUUUCAGGACUUGAAAGUUUUGAUGGCCAUGGCCAAAGAUAUGGUUGGUAUUUCCAAAGAGAUCAGUACCAGGAUUCGUGAGCGGAAAGGUGAAAUUUCCGAAGACGAGACAAUUCAAUUCAAAUCCUACCUCAUGAGUCUGGGCAUUGACGAUCCGGUGACUCGAGAUGCGUUCAGCAGUAAUUCGGCGUACUUCAAGAGCCUCGCCCGGCAGAUAUGUGAACUUCUUUUAGAUCCAAUAGAGGAAUCUGGUGGAAUGAUGUCACUAGCUGAUGUCUAUUGCCGUGUAAAUCGAGCUCGUGGUUUAGAAUUACUCUCUCCCGAGGAUCUUCUCAAUGCUUGCCAUUACCUAGAUGGACCAAUCAAGCUGCGCCAAUUUCCCAGUGGAGCUCAAGUCCUUCAACUGGAAUCACAGGAUGACGAAAUUGUUGCAAGGGACACAGCCGACAAAGUAGAAGCUGCCUCAUCAUUGGCCAUUGAAGAACUUUCCAAGGAAAUGAAGAUUUCUCUAUUAUUGGCCAAGGAAAAGCUAUUGGUUAGCGAAAGAAUGGGACUGAUAUGUCGAGAUGAAUCAAUAGAGGGACUCAGAUUUUAUCCGAAUUUAAUUCUACUUAAACAGGAUAAUACCGUUGUAGAUUACUAAUAGAAGUAGUAGCGCCUUUGUAAAGUUUUAUUUUUUGUUUUUCUUUUUUUCCAAAAAAUUAUUACCGUUUGUGUCGCAAUUACAUGCAUAUUAUGUAAACAUUAUUAACAUAAAAUAUAUGAAAAUAUAAGAGCUUUUUAAAUUUUAACAAAAGUGUU